This is a messenger RNA of Gigantopelta aegis, 2943 nucleotides long. RefSeq names its product G-protein coupled receptor GRL101-like. The transcript is spliced from 7 exons. Gene Ontology annotation, molecular function: G protein-coupled receptor activity; protein-hormone receptor activity; protein binding. NCBI's taxonomy places the organism in Eukaryota, Metazoa, Mollusca, Gastropoda, Neomphalida, Peltospiridae. Gene Ontology annotation, cellular component: membrane. Gene Ontology annotation, biological process: G protein-coupled receptor signaling pathway. The record is from RefSeq and is a predicted model, not a curated record. Bases 908 to 2740 code for a protein of 610 amino acids.
UAGGCGGAGAACAAUACAUGUUGCAAUGGCUACAAGUUUAGCACAGUUCGAUUAAAGCUGUAAAUGCGUGUCUUUUAUUUUACAGAAACUGGAAAUAACACAGUCGAAAAAUGUCUUACGGACCCCAUUGAUAUCACACGUAUUGUAGAUGGGGACAUAACGGAAUGACAGGGAAUAUUGCACGCUAUACAUAAUCUGCUACCUUACUUUGGCAACAAAAGAGUUGGGCUUUUAUCUUUUAACACUAAUAAGGUUAUCCAAAUAGAUAACAAAAUGUAUAAAACUCAUUCAGCAUUUACCAAUUCGUUACAAAGGGUAUCACUUGUAAAUGGUAAUUUCACCUUAGCAGACGCUCUCAGUGAAACCCUAACUACACAAAUGGCACUGGCCAAUGGAAGGAGAAUCAAUGGUCUAGGCAUUGUAAUAGUUAUAGCCACCGAAUUAUCAGAAAAAGAAGUUGAUUUGGCGGCCAACAAAGCAGAAGAACUUCGUGAAGAUGGCAUCUACGUCGUUGCCGUAUCAUUACAUAAUGGUACAGAGUUUACAAAGAUUACUGGCAGUGAAGAAACCGUGUUUAAAUUUGGCAUAGAAGGAGAUAACACAGUAUCAUCAUUUGGACAAAACUUUGCACUUUUAGUUUGUAAAGCAUGUGAUUCGUCAUGGAACUACUACGAAGGGAAUUGCUACAGACUGUAUACAGCAGAUGAGGGGAAGUCGUCCAUCAAGUACGGCUACAGUGGAAUCCGCUGGAUGAAUGCAAGAAAGAAGUGUGCAGAACACGGCAGUCACCUCGUAUCAAUCAAUGAUGCAAUGGAAGAGAAUUUUUUAUUACAUCAUGUCGUAAAGAGAGAAGAUCCAUAUAGGGCUAAAGCGAUCUGACAACACUUUCUCGAAACAAUAUCAAGGCAUGUAUAGGUGGACUGAUGGAAAACCACCCAGGUUUGUGAAAUGGAAGGCGAUAGAUCCACAGACAAAACAGUCAGACGGUGCUGCAGUGGAGUCCUGCGUGACAUGGACGACCUACGGUAAUGUGUCCUGGUGGGAGAACGUUGGGUGUGGAGACCCCAUUGGAAAAGGAUUCGUAUGUGAAACCAAAGCAAGAAACAAUACAGAACAGUUGGGCAGCCCGGUAGUUCAUGCGUCGACUCGUGCACCACCCUUAGAUGGACUCUUUAACUGCAGCAAUGGUGAAAUCAUCUGGAAAUCUAGGACGUGUGACGGACAUCCUGACUGCUUUGACGGAAGUCAUGAACAGAGAUGUGGUUACCACAAGUACCAAUGUCCCGGCUACUUUAGAUGUAGAAAGAGCACGACGUGUAUCCGUUUGCAGGAUGUGUGUAAUAACAACGUUGACUGUCCUCAGGGCGAUGAUGAGAUGCCAUGUGGUUUCAGGUGUCCCUCUACUUGUAACUGUACUGGUUCUGUCUUUCGAUGUCUAGGAAAUUUUUGGAGUAAUGCAACAUUUGGAUCGUUAACACGAAAGCUACACUUGUCCUUUUCCAAUCUCGACCAGCUUACAGACAUAAGCUUUCAAGGACUGCCGAGCUUAUCAAACUGUCACAUUCAAAAUUUAAAGUGGAAAUUUUGGGAACUAAAGAAUUUGAUGUCAUUAUAUCUGAGUUACAAUACUAUAAGCCACCUGAAAGGGAAUGCAUUUCGGGGAUUGCACAAUUUAAGACUCCUUGAUUUGUCGGAAAACAGGUAUUUAACCACAAUUGAGAUUGGUGCUUUUGAUGAUCUUCAACGCUUGACUGAACUUCAAUUGCAUUACACUGGAAUCGAGAAACUUCAAAGAUUGUUGUUAUUUACACUAUCAAACCUCCUCAGUCUAAAUAUUUCGUACUCUAAAUUACAAUAUAUUGAAGAUCAUACUUUUAAAAAUCAAACAUCAGUGAAAUAUUUAUAUCUUGAUCAAACCAAAAUAUCAGACUUUGGACAGUACAUAUUUAAUGGCAUAGAUGAUUUUGAAAUCCUUCGAGCAGGUAUCUUCACGCUCUGCUGCCCAAGUGUCAGACCAUCUUCUGUUGAAGAUGAUAAAUGUUUUGCUCCACAAGAUGAAUUCUCGUCGUGUGAAGAUCUGAUGCAAAACAAUGUACUGCGUGUGUUUAUUUGGAUUCUUGGAGUAGCUGCACUUACUGGAAAUAGUUUGACAAUUAUUUACAGACUGUGUAUCGAUAAAUCAUCGUUAUCAAAAGGAUGUGGCUAUUUCAUUUUAAAUUUAGUAUUUUCAGAUUUUUUCAUGGGAGUGUACAUGAUUUUCAUUGGAACAGCAGAUAUGCUUUAUCGAGGGAAGUAUCUUUGGUAUGGAAAUAUCUGGAAACAGAGCCCAUGGUGCAAAAUUGCCGGAUUUCUCUCAACUUUGUCAUCUGAAGUAUCUACAAUGCUAAUCUGCCUCAUAACUCUCGACCGUUUGUUAGCAAUAAAGUUUCCGUUUGGACAGAUUAGAUUCAAUAAAAAGUCAUACAUUAUUGCUUGUGUGUUUGCCUGGUUGUUAGGCAUGGUGAUGGCUUUGGUACCUCUUCUACCUGCAACAAGCCACUGGAAUCUCUAUGGCCGUAACAGCGUUUGUCUCGCUGUACCUCUUUCAAGAGAUAGGGCACCAGGUUGGCAGUAUUCGACUAGCAUCUUCUUGGGAUUCAACCUUUUUGCAGUUACGUUCAUUGCUGUUGCACAAGUCGUCAUCUAUCGAGUGAUGAAAAGUGUUUCAAUUGUAAAGGAUAAGAAGCGACUGACUCGAUAACGUGCUGUUGCUCGGAAACUCAGUCUGGUAGUAUUAACUGAUUUCGCCUGCUGGUUUCCAGUCGUCAUUAUUGGACUAGCAGCACUCGGUGGAGUUCCUAUUGCUGGAGAGAUUUAUGCCUGGACAGCUGUUUUCAUAUUGCCAGUCAAUUCGGCUCUCAACCCAUUGCUGUACACCUUGUCAGCUUAUAGGCAGAAACGGGU